Molecule: messenger RNA, 2038 nt
Organism: Triticum dicoccoides
Lineage: Eukaryota; Viridiplantae; Streptophyta; Magnoliopsida; Poales; Poaceae
Product: putative F-box protein At4g22660
Exons: 1
Coding region: 347-1729 (460 amino acids)
Molecular function (GO): protein binding
Source: RefSeq, a predicted model, not a curated record
CUCCCCAAGGUGCCGGCCACCAUUCUCUUCUUCGUCCUCGGCGCAUCUCGGUCGGCGGCCGGUUGGUACUUUGGCUUGGGCCUCACUGCCGCUGGCAAUCAGAGUUCGUGGAAAGCAAAUCAGAGCGGGGGGACUCGGAAUUCCUUCACCAAUCAACAGAGGGUCCGAAUAAUUUCAGUGUUCCUGUUCCAGUCUGGAUUCGGAUUUGCUUCACCUACUCGGAGUCGGGGUGAGCCCUCGGCCGGCGAUCUAUAAGUAUAACCGGGACCCCGGCCUGCCCUCCGUCCGCUCUAACCAAGAUUGCAAUUUUCUUGCCCAACAGAUAGGCUUUGCUCUGCUUUAAGCCAUGGAGAACUGUAGCAUAGUAGCCAGGAUAAUGGGAUUGCAAGGCCUACCUAUGUACCGGCAGAAGUUGUGUUCUCUAGUCUUCAGAUCUUUGCCCAGGCUGCUGCUAGGCUUCCCUCCCAGCUCAAUCAGGAAAUUCUUCAGAGACCAACAUGUUCAUGUGGCACUGACAGAGACCAAAAUGGUGUCCACAUUGCCAGAGCUGCCGAAGGACAUCUUGAUACUUAUCUUUGCCACUCUCGAGAUCCCUGACCUCGUGCGCGCUGGCUCGGUCUGUUCAUCCUGGCACUCCGCAUACGCCGAGCUACGCACCCUUGGGAAGUACAAGAAGGGUCAGACGCCUUGCCUGGUCUACACCUCUGAAUCCGAUCCUGAUGAUGCUUUGUCCCUCUACAGCCUCGCCGAGAAGAGGUCCUACAAGUUAACUCUGCCGCAGCCACCUAUCCGCAGAAGAUAUUUGAUUGGGUCCUCACAUGGCUGGCUCGUUACUGUCGACGAGAGGUCUGAGAUGCACCUUCUGAAUCCAAUCACCUGUGAACAGAUUGCUCUCCCUUCAGUGGCUACCAUUGAGCAUUUGAAGCCCAUAUUUGAUGAGCAUGGUGAUGUCUGCAAGUAUGAGAUGUCAUCGCACACUGGACUGUGCAGUAGCCGUAAUCCAACCAUCUUUGCUCUUGCCGAGCUGAGGGAUAGACUCCAGUGGAAGGCAUUUGUAUUUCCUGAUACAUCCUCAGGAGGCUACAUUGUGGUGCUCAUCCACAAUCCACAAGCUCAGCUCUCAUUUGCAAAGGCAGGGGAUGAUAAGUGGACCUGGUUACCGUCUCAUUUGCUUUUCGAGGACUGCACUUACAAGGAUGGCAUAUUGUAUGCAGUCAAUACAAUGGGAGAAAUCCACGCGUUCGAUCUUAGUGGCCCUGUGGUCACUGUAAAGACGAUUAUAAGGGCACCUGAGCAUUAUGAUUGUGAUAGCAGGUAUAUCGUUCAAGCUCCAUGGGGCAGUCUGCUACUUGUGUUUAGAAUAGUUCAUGACCAUGAUUUAGAAUAUGAGUACUGGAAGACUACAGAAACUAAAAUAUGCGAGAUUGAUGCUCUGUGGAAUAAAAUUGAGCUAACCAAUUGCUUGCGUGACCAUGUGUUAUUUCUUGGUCAUAACCUAUCACUAUGCCUCAGUGCUGAUGAGUAUCCUGCUCUCAAGGCAAAUCAUUCCUAUUUUACCGAUGAUAAUUUUCUAUGGACAAUGGGCCAUAAGAAUAAUCAUCGUGACAUGGGAAUUCUUAACUUGGAUGAUAACAGCAGGGAGGAACUUGUGCCUCAGCUUUGGUCCAACUGUCCGGCUCCAAUGUGGAUUACUCCUGAUCUUACAAAGAUGUGGCGAUGGGCUCAAUGAGCCAACAACUGUGAAGUGAUCUGGUACAGUUACAAUUAACUCGACAGAGGUCCUGUCUGUGCUGUAAAAAUGGCCUGUUGAGGGAGUGCUCAACAUCAACAUCCUUUUCUGCUCAGUCUUUUGAUGAUGCUGCUGAUGUGGUAAUCCGAGAUAAUAUAUGCAGGUGUUUUCAGAACAUCAUGGAGAAGACGGAAUCAUCUUGUAGUUACAGCAAUCUGACAGUUUUUAUGUUUCAAAUAGUUUGUAAUAGUUUGCUCAAAUACUGUACAGAUUUUUUUCAUAAUUUAUUGCGAGAGGUUAAAUAAAUAU